Messenger RNA from Symbiodinium pilosum, 651 nucleotides. Lineage: Eukaryota; Dinophyceae; Suessiales; Symbiodiniaceae. The record is from the annotation of a GenBank genome assembly.
AUGGCGCCUCCAAGCAGAAUCGCCGCUUCAGAAGCCACAGUGACAGCGGGGAGUCGCUGGAAUUCUUUCCACCAUGUGUUAGCUCGAGUCCCUGUACAGGAUUGUACAGGAAUCUUGCAGGACUGUUGGGUUCGAGGGUUUUCUUCUUCCAGAAUGGCAGAGGUCAAACAUCCGCCACCUCGAAGCUGUAGCUUUGCAGCUCGGGAGCUCACACGCAGCCGAAAAGUCGUGCUUGCAGAGCGACUUCGUGAGCAAGGCCUGCCAUAUGAGCAUUUGCUCGAGAAUCCUGGACGAGAACUUUCAGAGGGGCCGCCAGAAAACCCCUUGGCUAGGAAGAAGCAGGUAGUCCUUGUGGAUAUGUCCAAGCAGCUUCCGCGACCAGACCUCAUGAAGUCUGCCAGCAUCGUCUACAACGAGACAAUUGCCAUUUCUUCUUGUGGGUUUGAAGAAGCGCAUAAGAAGUGUGCCAAGUUUGGAAGAUUCUACAGGCAGCCAUGCUACCCGAUCUCCCUCCUUCCGCGAUGUGAGCAGACCCAGGAUUCCUACACUCAACCUGGCGAGUUUAGCAUCAACUUGGACUUCGUAAGGCCAAGGCUUGCAGCCAGCAUGGAGUUCCGGAAGAGACCUGGCCGGAAGGAUAUUCUUGAGUAG